GAAACCAAGGGAGAGAAAGGAAAGAGAGGAAGCGGUGGGAGGGUGGGGGAAUGGAGGCAACUGAACUUCAGCUCUCGAAGGAUUCCACGAGCUUACCUACCACCACAUGCAUGCAGAUGGUUGUCCUUGUUACCGUACGUUAUUAUUUCCUUUAUUCGGAAAAAUUCUAGCCCACGCACAUGUAGUUUGCAAAUAUAGAUAUACACGCGGCAGUGAAAGCUAUAGCGGCAUGGCUGAGCCUGCAAGUUCUAGAGCACUCGCAGCCCUCCUCCUCCUCCUCCUGUUUCUUCCUCCAUUCCCCCCAAACGUCGCCGUUUCACAAUCGAUCAUCAAGAACCUCCCUGGCUUUCCCGGCGACCUCCCUUUCAAACUAGAAACUGGCUACGUGGGGAUUGGAGAGGUGGAGGAUGUGCAGCUAUUCUACUACUUCAUCGAGUCAGAGAGCGAUCCAAAGGUUGACCCCCUCUUUCUUUGGCUUACGGGUGGACCUGGCUGUUCUGCCUUUUCUGGUCUUGUGUAUGAAAUUGGUCCAUUAACUUUCAACUAUGAUAAUUUCAGUGGGAAACUCCCCACAUUUGAGCUAAAUCCAUUCUCAUGGACAAAGGUUGCCAGCAUAAUAUUUGUAGAUGCACCUGUUGGCACCGGAUUCUCAUAUUCAAAAACUACUCAAGGAUACAAUACUGGUGAUUCACUCUCAGUCAAGCAAACCUAUGAGUUUCUAAGGAAGUGGCUCAUCAAUCAUUCCAAUUUUCUUUGGAACCCACUCUAUAUCACUGGUGAUUCAUACUCAGGCUUGCUUGUUCCCAUAAUUGUUCAAGAAAUCCACAAUGGUAACGAGCUUGGAUUAUUACCGCAUAUGAAUCUCAAGGGUUAUGUGCUUGGCAACCCAGUGACUGAUGAAUAUAAUCACCUCAAUGCAAGAGUUCCAUAUGCACAUAGAAUGGCCCUUAUAUCUGAUGAACUCUACAAGGCAGUUAAGAGCGACUGCAACGGACACUAUGCAAAUGCAGACCCAAACAAUGCUCCAUGCAUAGCCAAUCUCGAAGCUGUGACAAGGUGUACGGAUUCAGUAUAUCUUUGUCAAAUAUUGGAACCUUCAUGUAGCUCUUGGCUGAGCCCAAGACCUAGUUUUUUUCAAUGGGAUAAAAAUGUGAAGGAAAAUAUCAGAGACUUCAUGGACUUGCCUUCACAACGUCCUAAGCAGCGGUGCCGGGAAUAUAAUUAUUUGUUCAGCUACACUUGGGCUAAUGAUAAAACAGUCCAAAAUGCUCUUCACGUUCGAGAGGGAACCGUAAGGGAAUGGGUGAGAUGCAAUUGGACUUUGUCUUACACAUAUGAUGUCGAAAACUCUGUUGGCUAUCAUCGAAAUAUUAGCAGAGAGGCUUAUCGUGGGCUAGUUUACAGCGGUGAUCACGAUAUGAGUGUUCCACACAUUGCGACGGAGGAUUGGAUAAGGCUUUUAAAUCUUUCUAUCACCGACAAUUGGAGACCUUGGUUUGUCGACGGUCAAUCUGGCGGGUUUACAGAAGAGUACAACCACAACAACUUCCAUUUAACAUAUGCAACUAUAAAGGGAGGGGGUCACACAGCACCAGAGUACAAGCCCAAGGAAUGCCAUGCCAUGAUUUCUAGGUGGCUGGCAUUUUACCCUCUUUAGCUAGGUGAGAUGUUGCAAUUAUCCCAAAAUGUAUGAAGGGUUUUAUCUUGUUACUAGGUAUGACAUGUGGGACAAGGUUUGUAAGCGUAACUAAAUUUAAUUAUGAAGUUAGGUAUGUUGGGGAAGUAGUCAAAGCUUAAAACAAUUUUCUUUAGGUAAAAAUGUUUCACCAUUCCUUUGCUUUGUUUAAA
This is a messenger RNA of Malania oleifera, 1848 nucleotides long. RefSeq names its product serine carboxypeptidase-like 1. The transcript is spliced from 14 exons. Gene Ontology annotation, molecular function: acyltransferase activity, transferring groups other than amino-acyl groups; serine-type carboxypeptidase activity. Gene Ontology annotation, biological process: proteolysis; secondary metabolic process. The coding region runs from base 107 to 1657 and encodes 516 amino acids. NCBI's taxonomy places the organism in Eukaryota, Viridiplantae, Streptophyta, Magnoliopsida, Santalales, Ximeniaceae. The record is from RefSeq and is a predicted model, not a curated record.